Messenger RNA from Moneuplotes crassus, 1106 nucleotides. The record is from the annotation of a GenBank genome assembly. NCBI's taxonomy places the organism in Eukaryota, Ciliophora, Spirotrichea, Euplotida, Euplotidae.
CUGAUUUAAAAGGGAGUUUAGAGACUAUGAGUCAAGGAAAAAGCAGUAAUACAGCGUUUUUGGAGAGGUUCAGGGAUAAGAUACAGAAGAUGAAUAAGGCUGGAGACCUAAUAUCAAAAAGUUCUUCCGAUGAAGACAAAAAGACAGCAGCUGAAAGUACUAGAUCUGGCAAGAAGCGGUCUAGAAAUUACUUUAAGAUGUUUAAGACUAGCCUUAACAGCUCAAGACUUACUCCUUGCAGGGUUAAGAAGGCGACUUCGAAGACAAAACAAAAGAAAGAUAUUGACAAUAUAACAAAAGAAGGUUCAACUAUAAAAGCCUUAUUUCCACAGAAAAAUCAUUACAACCACUUCAAACCCAAAGAGCAAGAGCAGCGUAAAUCUCCUCAGAUAUUACGAGAAAAAUAUAAUCAGCCAUUGAGCUUCCUGUCACUACCAAAAAUCUACAAAGAAGACAUUCUGAAGAAAGCUAGAGACUUACGUGAAAAGAUAGGCCAGAGCAUGAAUGUGUCCUCUCUAGACUACAAGGAAGUCUCUGAUAAACGUGACAUUUCCCAAGAUCUCAGAAAAGAUGAAGGAGUCAUUGAAAUGAAGCUCAAGUUAAGGUACCUAAAGAGCAUCAAGAGGACCAAUAUUGAUCCUCGUUCUGAUAGAGGAAAAGCUCCAAGAACUUUGACUAACAAAGAGAAGAAAGUAGCAGCCCCUACUCCUCAAAAGACGGAAAGGACUAAAAUAAUAGACGCUAAUCCUGAUAUUAGACUGUUGCCUAAGCUGAAAAGAGUGAAUAUAAAGACCUUCCUCAACGGGUUUGAGACUUUUGGCAAACUUAAGACUCCUAUGAAGCCGAAGAAGAAGCUGUUAAAAGAUAGAAGCUUUGCUAGAAGAGCCAACAGUGUCAAUAGGAGUGUUAUCAGGACACCUCGUUUUGAUCCUUAUGAAUUUAACAGAGUAGAGAGUUCUCAAGCACCUCGUUCAAUCUCUAACUCUAAAGUGCAGAUUCUGCCUCUCCCAGACCAUAUCUCCCAAAGUGAAGGAGUUCAGUUCGAGAUUCUCAAAGUGAGGGAGUAAUUUCCCAUUGAAGGUCUUACCAAAAUUUAUCCGAUUUCA